GGCGGCGCCGGCCGGAAGGCUGUGCGCCCGACGCGGGGCAUGAUGGGGGAGCUGGAGCUUUCCAUCAUGGCGGCUUCCAUUUCGGGCUACACCUUCAGCGCUGUGUGUUUCCACAGCGCCAACAGCAACGCCGACCACGAAGGGUUUUUACUGGGAGAGGUGAGGCAAGAGGAAACCUUCAGCAUCAGUGACUCUCAGAUGAGCAACACAGAAUUUCUGCAGAUAAUCGAAAUCCACAACCAUCAGCCUUGUUCAAAACUUUUUAGUUUUUAUGACUAUGCAAGCAAAGUUAAUGAAGAGAGUUUGGACAGAAUUCUUAAAGAUCGGAGAAAGAAGGUUAUUGGAUGGUACAGAUUUCGGCGAAACACACAGCAGCAGAUGUCGUACAGGGAGCAGGUCAUCCACAAGCAGCUGACGCGCAUCCUCGGCGUGCCCGACCUCGUCUUCCUGCUCUUCAGCUUCAUCUCCACGGCCAACAACUCCACCCACGCUCUGGAGUACGUCCUCUUCAGGCCAAACCGAAGGUACAAUCAGAGGAUAUCACUUGCUAUUCCCAAUCUGGGCAAUACCAGCCAGCAAGAAUACAAAGUGUCCUCAGUGCCAAACACUUCUCAGAGUUACGCCAAAGUUAUUAAAGAGCAUGGCACUGACUUUUUUGACAAAGACGGAGUCAUGAAGGACAUCAGAGCCAUUUACCAGGUGUACAACGCGCUGCAGGAGAAAGUGCAGGCAGUGUGUGCUGACGUGGAGAAGAGCGAGCGGGUCGUGGAAUCCUGUCAGGCAGAAGUGAACAAAUUAAGAAGACAGAUCGCACAGAGGAAAACUGAAAAGGAACAGGAGAGAAGACUGCAGCAGGCGGCGCUGUUGGGCAGACGAGCGCCGGCCGAGAGUCAGGACGGGCUCCGUCCGCGGCCGCACGCCGGGGGCAGCACGCUGGACGCCGAGGCCUCCGAGCCGCCGCCCCCGUACUCCGACCUCCACCCCAACCAUCAAGACAGUACUCUGAGCCACUCUCGCAUGGAAAGGAGUGUCCUUAUGCCUCGACCUCAGGCCGUGGGCUCUUCCAGUUACGCUUCCACCAGUGCUGGACUCAGGUACCCCGGAGGGGGCACGGGCCUCCCUGCUUCCCAGAGAGCAGAGGGAGACAGCGCAGAGGAGUCGGACGACAGCGAUUACGAAAACCUGAUCGACCCUGCGGAGCCCGCCAAGAGUCACUACUCCCACCCAAAGGAUUCACAGCCCGGGACUCGUGCCAGUGAGGACCCCAGGAACACACAGACCUCCCAGAUUUAACUGAGCGGCAGCCCCUGUUGCUGCUGUGUGAGGACUGAGCCUGGGGAGCUGCCUUCGCAGGCGCUGACUCGGAGCGGAGACCUGGAGCCAGGAGCCCAGGCGCCACCCCAGCCCUCGCCCUGGCCUCGCUCUCGGGUGCGGGGUGCGUGUGGCACAACAGAUUCAUCACGAUAAUCCAAUUGUCCUAAUUCUGGUGCGACUCAUGGAUGUCCUGGUAAAAGUAGGCAAAGCAAAACUUCUCAGCCUAGUUUCUGUUCUUGAAAAUAAAUUGGAAGCUAGAGACUAA
Molecule: messenger RNA, 1579 nt
Organism: Ochotona princeps (American pika)
Lineage: Eukaryota; Metazoa; Chordata; Mammalia; Lagomorpha; Ochotonidae
Gene: ABRAXAS2
Product: abraxas 2, BRISC complex subunit
Exons: 9
Coding region: 40-1293 (417 amino acids)
Biological process (GO): protein K63-linked deubiquitination; attachment of spindle microtubules to kinetochore; mitotic spindle assembly
Cellular component (GO): nucleus
Molecular function (GO): microtubule binding; polyubiquitin modification-dependent protein binding
Source: RefSeq, a predicted model, not a curated record